This is a messenger RNA of Cokeromyces recurvatus, 2339 nucleotides long. RefSeq lists its product as uncharacterized. Gene Ontology annotation, biological process: long-chain fatty acid metabolic process; long-chain fatty-acyl-CoA metabolic process. Lineage: Eukaryota; Fungi; Mucoromycota; Mucoromycetes; Mucorales; Mucoraceae. Gene Ontology annotation, molecular function: long-chain fatty acid-CoA ligase activity. The coding region runs from base 65 to 2140 and encodes 691 amino acids. The record is from RefSeq and is a predicted model, not a curated record. Gene Ontology annotation, cellular component: lipid droplet; plasma membrane; endoplasmic reticulum. The transcript has 6 exons.
CUUUAUUUUCUUCUAUAUUUGUGUUCUUUUUCUUCUUCUUUAUUACUAUUAUUAUUGUAAAAAUAUGUCUCCUAUUACAGUUUCUGAAAGUGUCUAUCCAGCAAAACAAGGUGAAGGUGAAGUAAGACGCUCAGUUUUGAGUUUGGAAGAUUUAGUAGACACGCCUGCUCAGGGAGUUCAUACAGUUUAUGAUGUGUUACAAUACUCUGUUAAAAAACGUAGUGAGCAAAAUGCAUUAGGAUAUCGCAAGCUAAUACAAACUAUAACAGAAGAAAAACAAGUAACAAAGAUGAUAGAUGAUAGUGGCAUUGAAGUAAAACAAAAAAAGGAAUGGAAGUAUUUUCAACUCUCUCCGUAUCAUUAUGUCACUUAUGCUGAAUUAUCGAAAAUCGUUCAUGACAUUGGUUCUGGCUUGAUUUAUUAUGGUUUAAAAAGUUCAAAAUCCAGGAUAGAAAUAUUUUCUCCAACAAGUAUGGAUUGGAUGUCUGUUGCACAUGGCGCUUUUACACAAAAUAUGGCAGUUGUAACGGCUUAUGAAACAUUAGGUGCAGAUGGUUUACUUCAUUCAAUGAAUGAAGCACAAGUAGAUGCUGUGUUUACAACUGCUGAGCUCUUGAAGACAGUAGCUAGCAUUUUAUCUAAAUGUCUUCAUAAAUCUUUACUUCUUAUUAUUUACACAGGUGAAGCGAAAGAAGAGGAUCUUGCUUCCAUUCAUGAUAUCAUUGGGCAGGAGGAUCGUGUGAUCACUUUGGAUCAGCUUAAGAAAGUAGGUCACGAAAACCCUAAAAGGGCAACUAAACCUGGACGUGAUGAUUUAUGCUGUAUUAUGUAUACCUCUGGCAGUACAGGGGUUCCUAAGGGUGUUAUCUUGAAUCAUUCAAAUAUUGUUGGUGCAAUUGCAGGAGUAGAUACUUUACUGGGACAUUGUAUUAUAGGUGGUGAAGAUACUAUGAUGGCUUAUCUUCCAUUAGCCCACGUUCUUGAAUUUUUAGUAGAAAAUCUUUGUUUAUUUUGGGGCGUCACAUUAGGUUAUGGCUCUCCUCGUACAUUGACAGAUAUUUCAGUACGUCAUUGUCAGGGAGAUAUAAAAGAAUUUAAGCCCUCUAUACUGACAGGUGUUCCAGCUGUAUGGGAAUCGAUUCGUAAAGGUGUCUUGAACAAUGUAGCCAAAAUGAGUCCUACUAGUCAAGCCAUUUUCCAUCGUGCUUUUACUACUAAAUCUUGGCUUAUGGAAAGAGGUCUUUCUACAGGAUUUUUAGAUUCACUCAUCUUUAAUAAGAUUAAAGAACAAGUGGGUGGUCGUCUUCGUUACGGUUUAGCCGGAGGUGCUCCUGUUUCAUUAGAAACGCAACGCUUUCUUUCUAUUACUUUGGGUCCCAUCCUUAAUGGAUUUGGUAUGACUGAGUCAGUGGGAAUGUGCUGUAUAAUGACACCUGAUAAUUUUAAAUAUGGUGCAGUAGGUGGGCCUGUUCCUUGUUGUGAGAUCAAGCUAGUGGAUGUUCCUGAUGCUAAUUACGUAACAACUAAUCCUGAUAAAUCUCAAGGUGAAAUAUGGGUACGUGGUUCUUCAAUUGCUCAGGGGUACUUUAAACAAGAUAAGCUGACAAAGGAAACAUUUACAGAAGAUGGCUGGCUUAAGACAGGUGAUAUAGGAGAAUGGAAUCCUGAUGGUACCUUGACUAUUAUUGAUCGUAUCAAAAAUCUUGUGAAAUUGAGUCAUGGAGAAUAUAUUGCGCUUGAAAAGUUAGAAUCAAUUUAUAAAUCGACGAUGGGCGUCAACACUAUUUGUCUCUAUGCUGAUUCAUUCAGUCCUCGACCCAUUGCAAUUGCCAUGCCAAUUCAAGCCCAUCUUAAACAAUUGAAUGCUCGAAUCUAUGAUGACAAUAAUAAUAAUAAUAAAUCAUUUAAAGAAUUAUGUCAAGAUCAAGGAGUGAAAGAGGCAUUUUUAUUAGAACUUCAACAGCAAGCAAAGAAAUCAGGACUUGGGCCUGCUGAAACGAUAUAUGAUGUUUAUUUAACUCAUGAAGAAUGGUCACCUGAGAAUGGCCUUUUGACAGCUGCACAAAAAUUAAAACGUAAUGUUAUUCAUCAACAUUAUAGAGAACAAUUAAAUGCUAUGAAUAAGCUUCAAAAAGUCUAAAAAUAUAUCUGAAUAAAGAUAAAAUAGUAUUAUUAACAUACACACGUGUAUAUAAAUAAAUACAUAUCUCAUCACAUUAUCUGAAUUACAAUAAUAAAAAAGAGGCUUUUGAUAAUCAUUUUUUAGUACUUGUUUUGUCUGUGCUUUAUAUACUUGUACUCUCUCUCUUUCUCUCUCUUUCUCUCUCUUCCCCUCUUAC